Messenger RNA from Vicia villosa (hairy vetch), 939 nucleotides. RefSeq lists its product as uncharacterized. Gene Ontology annotation, biological process: DNA integration. The coding region runs from base 1 to 939 and encodes 312 amino acids. The transcript has 3 exons. The record is from RefSeq and is a predicted model, not a curated record. Gene Ontology annotation, molecular function: nucleic acid binding. NCBI's taxonomy places the organism in Eukaryota, Viridiplantae, Streptophyta, Magnoliopsida, Fabales, Fabaceae.
AUGGAUUUUGUGACAGGAUUGCCCAAUACUCUAAGAGGACAUAAUAUGAGUUGGAUGAUGGUUGAUAGGCUCACGAAAUCGGCUCAUUUCAUUCCAAUUAGUGUUCAUUUUCCUAAACUAAUGUUGGCGGAGAUUUAUAUUCGUGUGAUUAUGAAGCUCCAUGGGGUUUCAUUGAAUAUUGUUUCUGAUACAGGUUUGAGGUUUACUUAUGGAUUUUGGAAGAGUUUGCACGAUGCGUUGGGCUCUAAGUUGAGAUUGAGUUCUACGUAUCAUCCACAGACGGAUGUCCAGACGGAGAGGAAUCUUCAGUCAUUGGUGGAUUUGUUGAGAGCUUUUCUUGGGCCUGAGAUUGUUCGACAGACUAUAGAAAAGGUGAAGUUAAUUCGGGAUAAGAUGAAAACUUCGCUUAGUAGGAAAAUGAGUUACCAUAAUAAGAGAAGGAAAGAUCUUGAGUUUCAAGAGGGAGACCGUGUGUUCUUAAGAGUCACUUUGGUGACCGGUGUAGACCGCGCCUUGAAAUUGAGGAAGUUUACUCAUCGGUUUAUCGGCCCGUAUACAAUUUCUAACAACGUGGAGACUAUUGGAUAUAGGGUGGCCUUGCCACCUAACCUGUCGAAUUUGCAUGAUGUGUUCCAUGUGUCGCAACUCCGAAAGUAUAUUUUAAAUCCAUCUCAUGUGAUUUUUAUGGAUGAUGUGAAAGUGUGGGAUAAUCUUACAGUUGAAAAUGUGCCUGUGUCGCAACUCCUUUUAACCUUAUAUUUGCAGAUGUAUAUGGAGCACCCGAAUAUGUUUCUCAAAGGUGUGGUAUGUAACGAUGUAAAACAUGAUAUAGCAAUGGAUAAUGUUAAACUAGAUGAAGUGAAGCAUGAUAUUAAACUAGAUGAAGCAAGGGGAAGGUCCAAUUCAUCAACUUUGAACUAUAGACUGAUGACGAUUUAA